AUCAAACUUUUGGAGUGCUUCUUGAUGAGAGAGCCAAAAAAGAUUUGAAGUCUGUGCCACAAAUUGUGACAAAGAUUCUUAGAACAUCUUGUUGGAGUGAAUCAGACAAAAGGCUCAUAUGGAUAACAAAUAUAUCUUUGGCCGUAAUCCAUGAACUUCGUGAAGCAAUUAAUGAUGGUGGGAAAAUUAAUAUGAGAAAAUUGAGGGAGUACGACAUGACGACUGUUGCUGGAGUACUUAUGUUAUAUUUUAAGGAAUUACCAGAGUGUUUACUUACUUUUGAAUUAUAUGAGCCCGUUAGGCUAUUAUAUUCUAUUAGUUCUGAUGAUCAAAAUGAGAGUACACGAAUAACAUCUGUCGCAAAUUUACUAAUUACAUCUCUUCCUGAUGUAAAUUAUGCAACUUUGGAUACAUUAAUCUCAUAUUUACAUCGUCUAGUAAAAUCAACAAAUGCAGAUGAUAAAUAUAUUACAGCCUUAUCACAGACUUUCGGUUUAAUCUUAUUGAGACCACAGACUGAAACAUCUGUAUUUCUUCAUGAUAAGCAUCCUCAGCGAUUGGUUAAAGAUCUUAUAGUUCAUUAUGAAACAAUUUUCAAAGGUCCAAACAAUAAAUUUGUUAGACGUUCAGGAAGUCGUGAUUCAGUGCAAUCUUCGCGUUCUAAUCGAUCUAAUCAUACCAGAGAAAGUUCUAGUACAAUUACAGCUAAUGGAAUUAGGGAUAGCAUUUCUUCGGUAUCCUCAAGUCGUAGAGAGAGCACAUCAACUAUUGCUCUAGCUAGGUCAAAUGGAACGAAUUCUGUGAUCUCAAUUGUAGAAAGAAAUAUUCAAGAAGUUAGCAAUAGAUUAAAUUCACCUACAAAAGAAAACUUAUCAAAAGAAAGCAUAUCUCAGGUUGUUUCUAAUGGAUCCAUAGAUAAUAAUGAUGAACCUCAUGUGGCAUCUCCCACCAAUUUGGAAUCAGAAACACUCAUACCAUUAUCACAUAAUAAUUUAGCAAUGCAUAAUAUAUCUAUUAACAAUAAUAUGUCUGCUUCUAGCUCCAUUGAUUCAGAGACUCCAGUAUCAGUAUCAAACAUCAAUCGAGAGAAUUCUACAUCACAAAACGAUAUGUCCAACAAUAGUCCAAAUAAUUUAACAGAUUCACAAAACCCAACGGUUCGUCCUAUA
Dentiscutata erythropus is the source of this 1169-nucleotide messenger RNA. NCBI's taxonomy places the organism in Eukaryota, Fungi, Glomeromycota, Glomeromycetes, Diversisporales, Gigasporaceae. The record is from the annotation of a GenBank genome assembly.